AUGGUGACAAUUGGUAAUGCUCAUGAUGAUAUAAUUCAUGAUGCCGUUUUAGAUUACUACGGUAAAAGAUUGGCCACAAGUUCAUCCGAUAAAACUAUAAAGAUAUUUGAAAUUGAAGGCACAGAAAACUAUAAAUUAUCAACAACUUUAACUGGUCAUGAAGGUCCAGUAUGGCAAGUAGCUUGGGCUCAUCCAAAAUUCGGUUCGAUCUUAGCUUCUUGUUCAUUUGAUGGUAAAGCUCUCAUUUGGAAAGAACAACCAGAAACUCAACAAUGGUCUAUAAUUGCUGAACAUAGUGUUCAUCAGGCAAGUGUAAAUUCAGUAUCAUGGGCUCCACAUGAAUUAGGGGCAAUUUUAUUAUGUACUUCUUCAGAUGGUAAAGUAUCAGUUGUUGAUUUCAAUGAUGAUGGUACUACUUCACAUGUUAUUUUUGAUGCACAUGUCAUAGGUGUGAAUUCAGCUUCUUGGGCCCCUAUAACUACCACUUCUACCAGCAGUAAAGAUGCUGCUUCAUUAAAGCAACAACGUAGAUUUGUUACUUGUGGUUCCGAUAACUUAGCUAAGAUUUGGAAAUACGAUCCAACUCAUAAUACUUAUGUUGAAGAAGCAAGAUUAGAAGGUCAUACUGAUUGGGUCCGUGAUGUAGCUUGGUCUCCAUCUAUUUUAGUUCGUUCAUAUAUUGCUACUGCUUCUCAAGAUGGUACUGUUUUAAUCUGGACUCAAGAUAAAAGUGGUCAAUGGAAAAAGCAACUUUUGACAGACGAAAAAUUCCCUGAUGUAUGUUGGAGAUGUUCAUGGUCAUUAUCAGGAAACAUAUUAGCUGUUUCCGGUGGUGAUAACAAAGUAAGUUUAUGGAAAGAAAAUUUACAAGGAAAAUGGGAAUCUGCUGGAGAAGUAGAUCAAUAA
This is a messenger RNA of Scheffersomyces coipomensis, 906 nucleotides long. RefSeq names its product GTPase-activating protein (gene SEC13). Gene Ontology annotation, molecular function: protein binding; structural molecule activity. The transcript has a single exon. Bases 1 to 906 code for a protein of 301 amino acids. The record is from RefSeq and is a predicted model, not a curated record. Gene Ontology annotation, cellular component: COPII vesicle coat; nuclear pore outer ring. NCBI's taxonomy places the organism in Eukaryota, Fungi, Ascomycota, Pichiomycetes, Serinales, Debaryomycetaceae. Gene Ontology annotation, biological process: positive regulation of TOR signaling; protein import into nucleus; COPII-coated vesicle budding.